AUGAGAGGCAUUAUAGCCCAAGCCAUUUUUUUCGUAGCCAUUUUUCUCCCCAUUAGCAUUAAUGCCACAAUUCUAUCAACCAGCUCAAGGUGGAUCGUUAACCAGGACACCGGAGAACGAGUAAAACUCGCGUGCGUCAACUGGAUGUCGCACCUUGAGCCGAUGAUAGCCGAAGGGCUCGAAAAGCAGCCCGUACACGAGAUAGCCUGGCAGAUAGCCGCAGACGGGUUCACGUGCGUGCGGUUCACGUGGCCCACGUUCAUGUUCACCCGUCCCGAUUAUUACGACCUCACGGUCUCCCAAUCCCUUGAUAGGUACAACCUUAGCGACGCAAAAGCCGGCAUUUUGAAAAACAACCCUUGGAGUUUGGGGCUUACAGUCCGAAACCUUCAUAAGGUUGUGGUGAGAGUGCUUGGACAGCACGACCUAAUGGUUAUCCUCGACAACCAUAUAAGCCGACCCGAAUGGUGUUGCAGUCUUGACGACAAUAACGGGUUUUUCGGAGAUCUGGAUUUCGACCCGGACGAGUGGUUGAAGGGCCUGACUGAGGUGGCUUUGAUUUACAAAUAUACAUAUGGGGUCAGUCUUUUCUAA
Messenger RNA from Striga hermonthica, 594 nucleotides. The record is from the annotation of a GenBank genome assembly. Lineage: Eukaryota; Viridiplantae; Streptophyta; Magnoliopsida; Lamiales; Orobanchaceae.